Messenger RNA from Ipomoea triloba (trilobed morning glory), 1242 nucleotides. RefSeq lists its product as uncharacterized. Bases 1 to 1242 code for a protein of 413 amino acids. The record is from RefSeq and is a predicted model, not a curated record. The transcript is spliced from 4 exons. Lineage: Eukaryota; Viridiplantae; Streptophyta; Magnoliopsida; Solanales; Convolvulaceae.
AUGGAAUGCGCCUCCACCGUUGAUUACCACAUCUCUCACGACGGCAGUUUGAUAGGCCCGAUUGUUCCCUCCAGAGGGCUCAGGCAGGGUGAUCCCAUCAGCCCCUACCUAUUUAUCAUUAUAGCAGAAGGCCUCAGUGCUAUGAUCAAGAUUGCAGAGGAUAACGGCCUCCUUCACGGCAUCCAGGUUGCCCGCGGUGCUCCGAAGAUCUCACACCUUCUUUUCGUCGAUGAUAGCUUCUUGUUCUGUAAAGUCGCUAUCCCGGAGAUCCAUUCUGUUAAUGGAGUAGGGAAUUUCAGUUCUUACCUCGGGUUACCUUCCCUAAUUGGUAGAAACAAAAAGGAUAUUUUGGGCUUCCUCAAAACCAGAGUUCUUUCCAAAAUCCGUUCGUGGAAUCACAAGUUCCUCUCACGGGCUGGAAAGGAAGUGCUCAUCAAAAGCGUUAUUCAGGCUCUCCCUACCUACGCCAUGAGUGUGUUCCUUAUUCCAAAGGACAUUGUGAGAGACAUCGUGUGUGCAAUUAAUGCUUUCUGGUGGGGAACUGAAUAUGGCAACUACAAGGGAAUCUGCUGGAAAUCAUGGUCCAGGCUCUGCACACCCAAGGACUGGGGAGGAAUCGGCUUUCAUCAAUUUGAUCUUUUUAGCAAAGCCCUUCUCUGCAAACAGGUUUGGCGUCUUAUCCAGAAUCCUUCCUCCCUCGCUGCCAGAGACGCAUAUGUCUCCUCCCUCUUCAUUAACAAUCCCCUGCAAUGGGACUCAGAGAUUAUCUUUGACAUCUUCAACAAUAGAGACGCUUCCUUGAUCACCAAUAUCCCCCUUCCCAUAUCUGAUAGAGAUGACAAGCUUGUCUGGAUGGGAGAAGAUCGUGGGCACUUCACUGUCAAAAGUUGUUACCGACUCCUCAUGGGUGAGCAGCCAUCAGCGAGUAAGUUGGAAUGGGCAAUUCUUUGCAAACUCAAAGUCCCACCUAAAGUGAAAUCCUUCAUGUGGCAGGAAUGUGCAUCUUGCCUUCCCACUGCUGACUUGCUCCGUGCCAAGAAGUCUGUUAGUAUGUCUGGUUUGCAUCUGAAGGUCUGGAAUAACUCAAACCACUCGCCUGCUUCCAUUGUGGCUAGAGCUACAUCGCAUCUGAAGGAAUGGUCCUCUAAUCACGCUACUGAUGAAUUCGCCCCUCCACAACACCCUGCCACCAUCAUCAAAUGGAAGAAGCCAGCUCCAAGGAUAUCUAAAGCUCAACGUUGA